Ostreobium quekettii is the source of this 3601-nucleotide messenger RNA. NCBI's taxonomy places the organism in Eukaryota, Viridiplantae, Chlorophyta, Ulvophyceae, Bryopsidales, Ostreobiaceae. The record is from the annotation of a GenBank genome assembly.
AUGUCCAGACAGAAAGCCAUCGGUGUCGUAUCGCUCGUAUUGAUGUGUGUGAGCGGGACGCUCGCAUACGCGCAGCAAGAGCAGGUCUUGCACGAGUACUUCAACCUCCCCGGUGAUCUGAGCGGUCUGCGCGAGAAGAGCGCGAGCGGCGCGGGCGCAGAGCCCCCGCGCAUCAAGGCGAGGGAGCCUGGCGAGGCGCCUCCCCUGACGCUCGAUGUCCGUCAGGACGAGCCCGUCAUGGGGCAAAAAGGGCCGAUGUCCUCGCUCCCCAUGACCAACCCGCAGGGUGGCCUCGAUCCUGGCACCGCGGCGAACAAACUCGAUGACAACACCGAUCGCGUCGACGAGCUCAACUACUUCUCGAGCUUUGAUCCGAGCGUCAUCCCCUACAAGCGAGGCGUCGCGCAGAACGAGGUCCGUAUGUCGGGCGCGGAUUACGCGUUUGUCGUGGACACGGGGCGCUUCCAGCGCGUCGGCAUCGGGGCUGGAGGGCGCGAGGCGAGCAAGGAUGAGGAUGUCUUCUGGGGGACCUUCCUCAUCAAGUCGAGCCCUGGGAAUCGCACGCCGAUCCCGAGCGUCGCGCCAGACCAGCGCGUCCUCGAGGUGCACACCGAACCGGCGACCUCGGUCGUGAUCGAGCGCGACGGCGCGGACAACUUCUACCUGACCUCCGAGCGCUCGGAUCUCGUGCGCGUGAACAUGAAGAUCGCCGCGCCCAGGCGCUACUUCGAUGGUGAGUUCGGGUGGGUCGCGUGGUCGAGCUUUGACAGGAGCGCGCUGCCAAAGCUUCCUCGCGCGCUCUACCCCGUGGCCGAGGAUGUGAUGCGAGAGAUCGGCGUCUCGCGAGCGUCGAUCAACCCGAAAGAUGCGCUCAUGCGCCUCAUCGAACACUUCCGUGACUUUGAAGGGAAGCCCUUUCCCCAGGAGAUGCGCGGCGAGGAUAUCUAUUACUCGAUCGCCACGAGCAAGGUCGGGGUUUGCCGCCACCGAAGCUUCGCCUUCGUGAUCACCGCCACCGCGCUGGGGAUCCCGAGCCGCUAUGUCUACAACGAGGCGCACGCCUUCGUGGAGAUCCUGUGGCCGGGGCUCGGGUGGAGGCGCGUGGAUCUCGGGGGCGCGGCGCAGGACGUUUUGAUGCGUGCAUCGGACGAGCAGCGCCGCGUGCAUGACGGCGCCGCCAACGACACCUUGCCCAACCCGCCGUCCUACCAACAGGAGCUCGAUCGACUCGCCGAGCAGGAGCGCCAGCGCAACAACAACGUGGGUGAUGGCGCCGCGGGUGAUAAUGGGGGCAACGGUGAUAACGGCGGCUUCGACGUCGGCGAUGGUCCUCAGAGCAAGGAGGAGGUUGGCGAUAACGUCACCGAGAACAACAGCGAUGAUAUUCUGGAGAACUUCCAACCCCCCGAGGAUAACCGAAAGCGCACGUCGCUGAUCAUCAAGAGCGUCUCGCCGGAGGAUCUUCGGCGCGGAGAGUCUUUCCAGAUCGCGGGAGCGCUGACCGAUAUCGAUGGCACCCCGAUCCGAAAGGCGAAGGUGCGCGUUCUGCUUGUCUCACCGACGGCGCGUGGGGUCGUCGGGAGAGAGCUCGGCGUGACCGAGACAAGCCUUGGCGGGAACUUUCGCGCCGAGCUCGAGCUCCCGGCCGAUCUCCCGAUCGGCCGAUGGGCGUUGCGCGUGGCGUUCGCGGGAGACGAUGAUCACGGGCCAUCGGGGAGAACGCACGUGGAUCUUGAGGCAAUGGUCGGCGAGGUACUCGCUCACCGCUUCAAGUUGGACUCGCUGCUGGGGCAGGGAGGUUAUGGGGCUGUAUUCGAGGCUACGCAGCUUUCGAUGAGGCGCCGUUGUGCGGUCAAGGUCCUACACGAGCGCCUGCUCGGGGACACCAUGGCGAGCGAGCGCUUUCGCGCCGAGGCGAUCGCCACAUCCAAGCUUCAACAAGGCAACAGCGUCAUCAUCUACGACUUCGGCGAGGACGAGGAUCGCAACCUCCUCUUUAUCGCCAUGGAGUACCUGGAGGGUGUCAGCCUCAACGAUCUCAUCAAGCAAGAGGAGAAGCUGCCGCUCGAUGUCGUCUUGCACGUCGUCGAGCAGAUGGCCGCGAGCUUACAGGACGCGCACGACAACGGGAUCGUGCACCGCGAUAUCAAGCCGCAUAACGCGAUGGUGAUGCCUCGCGGAAAGGACCCUUACUUUGUCAAGGUCAUCGACUUUGGCAUCGCCAAGUUGCUCCAGGAGGCCACGCUCACGCCGCUCGACAAGGUUACGCAGACGGGCGUGAUGAUCGGCACGCCGCACUACAUGGCGCCCGAGCAAAUCCGUGGGCAGGGGGUCGAUGGCCGCACCGAUCAGUACGCGCUGGCCAACUGCAUAUACAAGAUGCUUCUUGGCCACACGCCGCUCCAGGGCAACACCCCUGUGGACGUGGCAGUGCAGCAGCUCACCGAGAUGCCAAAGCCGCUGCGCGAGUUCGACGCGACGCUCCAGGUGAACGACUCCUUCGAGCAAGUCCUGCAACGCGCCUUGAGCAAGGAUAUCGAGGAUCGUUAUCCUCGCAUCACGGACUUCUCGAGCGCCUUGCGCGCGUCCCUCCGAGGGCUCGCGACCGUCCCCAUCGACAUCUCGCAGAUGAAGGUGCCCGAUGCAUCCUCGUCCUCGUCCUCGAGUUCGAUAGAGCGGAGCGCGAUCGAGCCCACGGUGGAUGCUCCCGUGGUCGCGGCGACAGGUCCGAUGGCCUUCGAUCCGAUGACUGGAGAGCCGCUCGUCAAAAAAAUGAGCGGCGAGGCGUUCGCGCCGACAUCCGAGCAGCGCCAACCCGAGCGUCGUCACUCGCGUGAUUCGGGGCCGACCCCGCUCGGCCAGGGCAUCGACCUCUCGGGCUCGCUCGGCACGUCUGGGUUGUUCCUCUCUGUGGCGCUGUUGGUUGCUGUGUUCGCCAUCAUCAUGAGCACGCGUGGCGAAAAGAACGAUGUGCAGGAGACACCAAACAACACCGUCGCGACGCUCCAGGAGGGCCAGACGUCGGAGACCGUCGCGGAGACCUCCGUAAAGACCUCGGAGAAUACGACCACCACACCAGCCGAAGCUAUCGACACGACCCCUGCGCUGGGCAGCGCCAAGGUGAGCAUAGAGGGGGCUGGUAAGCUCUUUGUCGAUUCUCGCGAAGUGACCAUCCCCGAAGGUGGUGAGUUAUCACUCGAGGCAGGAUCGCAUGUCCUCGAGGUUCGCCAUAAGGACAGGGUGCGCGACACCAGGAACGUCGAGAUCAAGCCAGGGGAGGCGCUCGAGGUCAGCCUGUCUGGCUACAUUGCCAGCGCGCCCGAACCGAGCCCGCCAAAGCCUGAAGAGAUCACGCCCGCCAAGGUGAUUGUCAAAGUCUCCGGGGAUGGCGAGAUCAUGCUCGAUGGCAAGGAGGGUAAGGUGAAGGAGGGGCGCGCGGUGGAGCUAGAGCCUGGCAAGUACACGUUUACGGUGGUUCACAAGGGUGAGCCGCUCGACAGCGACACGGUCACGCUCGCGUCAGGCGACAGCAAGACGAUCAAGCUCAAGGGGCAUAAGAAGCCAUCCUAUGCCAACGUGGCGGUCGCGAUCAUCCCUGCAG